Messenger RNA from Pan troglodytes (chimpanzee), 1553 nucleotides. RefSeq lists its product as uncharacterized. The record is from RefSeq and is a predicted model, not a curated record. Bases 405 to 977 code for a protein of 190 amino acids. Lineage: Eukaryota; Metazoa; Chordata; Mammalia; Primates; Hominidae. The transcript has 2 exons.
GCACAGGGUGGGCCGCGGCUGGCGGGUUUGGUGCAGAAACGGGCUGUGGCCAAGCCGAGAAAGCGCGCCCAGCGGCCGCCCUGCGAAUCCUCCGUAGGCGGGGCCGGGACUGCUGUGAGCUAAUAGGAACGGGGGCCGGGCGUUCGGUCUCGCCGCUGCAGUCGCAGAGCAACCACGCGGCUUUGACCGUCUAUUUCAAAGGGCUUCGGGGUCUUGCGGAUGGGGAUCACUGCGGGCACUGGAAACCUGCCGGCCCCCACCCAGCCGCCUCUCAGAUUCGUGGCGACCGCACCCUUCUGGGUAGCGGCGCCAGGCCCUCUGCCGUCCCCACCGCUCGCAGCCACCAGGAAACCCCGCGGCCGCGCUCGAGCGCGCGCCCUCCGACCACAUGCACCCGCACACGCAUGCUCCCAGCGCUCCCACGCGUGCUGACACCCUCCCGGCUUCCGCCCACGCAGUCGCGGGGCCCGGGCGCGCGGGCUCGGGGCAGCUGCGCGGCGUCCUUGGAGGCAGGUGCUGGGGGCAAGACGAGCUCUCGGAGGAUGCUGCGGCGCGGGGCGCGUCGCCCCCCUCAGUCCACCAGAGCCCGGAUACCUCAGAAAUUCGGCUCUGGGUCUGUGGGGAGCGAAAUGCAACCCAAACCCCGUUUUUCCGAACCCCGCGCAAAUAAACACGCACAAGCACGCACACAGACGUCGCCGCGACCGGCGCUCGCCGCCGCAGGUCCAGGCCGCCGGCCGGCCGGGCCGCGAGGGAAGAGCCCAGGCCCGAGAGGGGUCGCCGCUUACGUCUCGCAGCCCGAGGGGCGGCCGCUCGGCCUCGGCCGCUCACAGGCGCGACGUAAAGGCCCGGCGUCACCGGCCCGGCUUAACGGUGCAACGGCUGGCCUGGGCCUGCAACUCUGGGGUCCCGGCCGGGCUGGAGCGGCCGCCGGAGAGACCUGUUCACUGCAUUCGGUUCUUGCGGUCCUUUCUUAAGCGGCUCGCAGGGUCCCGAGCCCCUCAGCUCCCCGGGCCUCGGUGGCCCAGGGCCCAGCUCAGCCGACUGGGCAGUCGAUCUAGGUCCUGAGAAGAGCGGCAGCGGCGGCGGCGUCGGCGGCGGCGGCGAAGGAAAAGCGACACUGAAGCGAAGGCUCGCGGUUUCGGCCUAAAGGAAAGUGCAGGGGAGUCCCGGGUCUCGGGUGACACCCCCACGCCUUGAGCGGGACUAUGGUUGCGAGGGAGGGACGAGAAAACACGCCUACGCCCUGCGUGCGCUGUGCUGACUACCUCUCCAGCAUGGAGGCUUCCAGAUGAGCAGACACCCGAAUCCCAGCGGGAGCCCGUCAAAAAUGGAGAUUUCUGCCGUCACUCUGGGACUCUUAAUUCGGUCCGUCUGGGGUGGGGCCCAGGAAUCUGCAUUUCUGAUAAGGUCACCCGCUCCCCUCCCCCAUUAUUCCAGUGCAAAGAGGUCCUAGGCCCAGUGCCCAUCAGCUCCUCAAGACACGAAUUACUAUAUCUUUUUCUGACAACUGUUAACUUUGUACAAGGUUAGCAAAUAAAUCCAGGAAUGAA